GUGUAAAUAUACCGAAUGGUGCGAGGCAUACCGAAUACCGCAGAGUAUCUCAGAGUACCCACCAACGGUCACAUUAACGGAAGUCCAUUAUAUAUACCAUUCGUUUCUUCGUUUUUAUUUUGAAUUGCACGUAUAUGGAAUCAUGCUUUCAACUCGUUUUCAAGCCAGCAUGCCCCUGAAAAUAACGUUUUCGAGUUUCCGGGUUUUCCCGCAAGCUAUUUUCCCAAGUCUACAGCUUUGACAGCUUGCGCUCUUGUGUAAUGUGAGGCUUGCUUUUUGUAUGCGUGUGUUGUACACAGGAUGCGGAUUAAGGACCCCCAGAAGUUAAGAUAGAAGUACAAUACUUCGAUUCACCCAUGAACCUGGCGCCCAGAUGCAUUGUUCUAUAGCUGUUUUUAGUCCCAUCCCGACCAAGAUGGUCUUUGGUAUUUUUAUUUUUUAUAUUUGCAAUCGAGUUGCGAAUAUAUUAUUACAAACAUUUAAGGCGAGCCCAUUCCUGUUUGCCAUUAAAUUAUUAACCAACAUAAAUCGGAAUCCCUGGCACGCCGCGCCGCUUUCGGAGCCUCGCCUGCUCCAGACGGUUACGAAAUCCGCUCCAAAUCCGAUGGCACAGAUGCCGGAAGUGGGUUGGACCGCCCAACAGUCGGUGACCAAGCCCAACCGGUUCGCCCGCAAAGACCAUCUGCUGCAUGGACAUCCACAUCCAUCCCCAGAAGGAAAAGUGGUUCGCCCGCGAAACCGGACUUGGACUAGGGGCAGGGACCCAACUAUAUGGACUACCUGUGGUACUUGGCGAUGGAGGUGCGUGCGCAUGUGCGUUUCAAGUGACCACCGAACAAAUCUUUGCACUGGGAAAAUAAUUCAAAUCGAAAGCGACUUUUUCAUCUAUGUAUAUUAUGAAUUGAAGCCCUGCAAGCGAAUGCAAAGAACCAUCCGCAUUUCUGCACAUACCGAAAAAUGCUAAUACACACAAGUUUGUAAGCAAAAAGCGAACGCAUAAGGGAUUAUUUGAAAUGCUUUUACUGUGAUCUUAAAUCGAAUGCAUUGCGAUUAACUCUGAGCCCCUCGAGGACUGUGGUCAACCUAUUUUCUCAUCGUGUGAUCGGAUCACCGCCGCGAAAUGCGUGCGCUUCCGUUUUGCUCGACUUGGCCUCCUUCCUCGUUCCGUUGAAGGCAGGUAUGUAUAUAUAAGCUACUGCUCCACCUAGAGGCUUCACAAUACAAAGUCAGUCAUGGCCGGGUCAGUUCGUGCGACGCUCCUGGGUCUCCUCAUACAGAUCCUGUGCAAUGGGCUGGCUGGUCAGCAGCUGCUCCUCACCCGUCCCCAAAGGAGCCUGUUCGAGGAUCCGCUGGGUCACGUAGAGCAAGUGGAACAAGUGGAGCACCUGCCCUCUUUGGGCUGGAGUGGUGUUGGCGGUGGACUCGGAGUGGGCGAGUGGCCCUAUAGCACCGUUGGUCUUGGCCACAUGAGUAAGGAUGAGCUGCUGACCCUGCUGGAAGCCUGGAAGGAGGUGGAGGAGGAAUCGGCCACGACAACGACUGCGCCGCCAGCGGAUGCCACCACACGUAGACCUCCUCCGCCUCCACUGCCACCACCACCACCUCCUCCCCCCCGACCCAUACCCGUCUCCGUUGCAAUGCCUGCACCUGCUCUUCCGCCCUCCGGCACUCCCAUUACAGUGCGGCUCCCAGCCUUUGUGCCUGUGCGUCUGGCUGCCGUGUUUACUCCGCCUGCCAGUGGACAAGCUGGUAGUGCUGCUUCGUCUGCCAACGAAGUCGGAGAGGCUGGAGGAGAUGAUUUGGCCACCGAGGAAAUGCCAGAUGACGGCGUCACUACCCGGCUCUUUCGCUUUUUACCCAUGCCACGAGCUCGAACCAGGCCGCAAUCCAAUUCACAGAACAGGCAGCAGUUUGUGGUGAGGAACACCCUGGACAGCGUGGAUGCAGGCACUGCCCCUGUCAGGCAGCAGGUUAAACCGGAAGUCCAGCCCAAGGCGACUGCUCCGCCUUCCACUCCCAAGUUCCCUGGCUACCCAACUCCCUCCUUUCGUCCCAGAUUUGGUGUGCCACCGAGUCUGGCCAACGCUCGAUUCGAGCUGGUGCCCUCUUCCCAAAUCAUCGGCGACUGGCGGGUGUGAGCCUGUGCAGCACCUGAC
This is a messenger RNA of Drosophila mauritiana, 2156 nucleotides long. Its product is annotated as WAS/WASL-interacting protein family member 3. Lineage: Eukaryota; Metazoa; Arthropoda; Insecta; Diptera; Drosophilidae. The transcript has 2 exons. The coding region runs from base 1233 to 2138 and encodes 301 amino acids. The record is from RefSeq and is a predicted model, not a curated record.